ACUGCAGCCAUUAUGUGUUAGAUUGUGUGAUUAGGUAAUUGGCAGCACCUGGCUGAGUGUCACUCCUCACCACUGCAGGCACACUCGGCCUCUAGCAGUUUUUAACACACGUUUGUGCACAUGCUCCAUCAUAGAAAACAAAUAUUUAGUUUUAACAUGCUUGAAGCACAAUACCCACCUUUGUUCUUAUUUGUUACCACAUUAUUGAUGGUGACCUGUCAUAGUACUGAACAUGCAGCUGAACAAGGUAUGUGAACUAUAAUUUGUGUUGAAAGUGCCAGAGCUGGUAACUUGUGAGUAUUUGAGUUCACCUUUAACUCAACCAGUACAAUUGAUUUUGCUUAUGGAAUUGCUGCAAAUGUGGCUGCUCUGCUAUUGUUUGGAAGCAAUUUUGUUCCUGUCCAAGGAAUAGAGACAGGAGAUAGCCCCAUGUGAGAAUUUGCCUGUGUUUUCCAUUGGGUAUACUGUGCAGCAAUAUGGGUUGUACGGUCUAUGGUUGGAGACUUGAUGCUUCAGUCGUCCAAAUUCUACCCUGAGGCAACGCUUGGAGGUUUCAUCUGGGCUACAGGGAAUAUAGCAGUUGUUCCGAUUGUUAAAGCGAUUGGUCUUGGGAGUUUUUAAUUUGGGGCUUUUCUAAGUUUGUUAAUGGGCUGGGCGAGUUCAAGGUUUGGCUGGUUUGGGAUUGCUGCUCAGGAUGUUUCCAAGCCAAUAUUAAAUUAUUGUGGAGCUAGGUUGUGUCUGCUCAGUGGCCUGAUCUUUUUCAAUGUGAAAGCACACGUGGAACUGCAUCCCAGCUCUGAAUCGAUUUCAUUACUACUUGACAGGCGGCCAGCACUGUGGCUGUCCCACCUGGUGCCUCUCUACCUGAACCGUCACCGCAGCCUGACGCUGUCGGCCGCCUUGAGUCCAUAA
This is a messenger RNA of Sander lucioperca (pikeperch), 912 nucleotides long. It is a transcript of the gene tmem144b, whose product is annotated as transmembrane protein 144b. The record is from RefSeq and is a predicted model, not a curated record. NCBI's taxonomy places the organism in Eukaryota, Metazoa, Chordata, Actinopteri, Perciformes, Percidae. Gene Ontology annotation, cellular component: membrane. Gene Ontology annotation, biological process: carbohydrate transmembrane transport. Gene Ontology annotation, molecular function: carbohydrate transmembrane transporter activity.